This is a messenger RNA of Musa acuminata AAA Group (dessert banana), 2051 nucleotides long. RefSeq names its product pheophytinase, chloroplastic. The record is from RefSeq and is a predicted model, not a curated record. Gene Ontology annotation, cellular component: chloroplast. Bases 403 to 1749 code for a protein of 448 amino acids. The transcript has 5 exons. Gene Ontology annotation, molecular function: pheophytinase activity. NCBI's taxonomy places the organism in Eukaryota, Viridiplantae, Streptophyta, Magnoliopsida, Zingiberales, Musaceae. Gene Ontology annotation, biological process: chlorophyll catabolic process.
CAUUCUUCCCUGUACGUAUACUUCACCGCCUCCUUCCAGUUCUUGUUGCGCCGAGAUAGAGAGGGAAGAGAAAGGAAAAUUGAAGGUGGGGAUUUGGAGUCGCAUCUACCCUGAUUCUUGCAAUUCUCUUUUUCUUUUCGACCUUUUUCUUCCCUUUCCGUCCGACUGAAGAGAAAUCCUACUGCUGUAGAACUUCUUUCUGUUGAAUUCUUGAAUUUUCUUUUCUCCGUCUCCUUUCUGUGCUCUCAUCUCAUCUUCUUGAUGGAAUCCUUUUCUAUAAACCGUCCUUCUCUUUCCCUUGAACCAACAAAUUGAACCCCUCCCUUAUCUCUUUUGGUAUAGGAUUUGUAAUUUCUUGUGCUGAUUGAUACAGCAAUAGGAUUCUCGCAGGGUUUUCCGGUGAUGGAGUUGGUUCCCUUGAGCCGCUCUUCCAUAUUUGCCCCCCCUAUCAACAGACUCCAGCGGAGAAACAACCUCAAGUGGAAGCAGUCUAAGCCUUCGGUUUCCAGAAAAGCUGGAAUUGCUUGUGCUGGGGCGAAACCCCCUCGGAAUUCAGGGGUUUCUUCUCAAGAAAGCAAGAGGAUCGAGAAUUUGUAUCAAAAGGAAGGGCGUAGAUUGUUGCGUCUGCUCGAAGGGCUUCGAAGCCGUGCCUCUCCGGAGGUGUGCGGUGAGCAUCAUAAAUAUUUUGCCAUCAAUGGAGAUGUGGGUCUCGCUAGUAUCCCCAAGAAAGUGGAUGAAGUUGCAAAGGUCAUCAUUCCUGGUUUAUCUGAUGACUCCGGUGGCUCUCCGAUCAGUAGUUGCUACUGGGAGUGGAAACCUAAAAUUUCGGUGCACUAUGAGAAGUCAGGGUCUCAGAAUGUGGAUGCGCCUGCUGUGCUCUUCCUACCUGGGUUUGGAGUUGGCUCAUUUCACUAUGAGAAGCAAUUGGAAGAUUUGGGCCGUGAUUACAAAGUGUGGGCUCUGGAUUUCUUAGGACAAGGCAAGUCAUUGCCAACCGAAGACCCGGCCCCCGUUGAUAAUCGUGAAGGGGAUUCUGAAGAUAAUGAUGUGUUAUGGGGGUUCGGAGAGGAACCUAAACCCUGGGCAAGGGAGCUGGUGUACUCUAUUGACCUAUGGCGAGAACAGGUUCAGCAUUUUGUAGAACAGGUAAUUGGUGAACCAGUUUAUGUUGUUGGUAAUUCUCUUGGAGGCUUUGUUGCCUUGUACUUUGCAGCAUGCAAUCCUCAGCUAGUAAGAGGAGUUACAUUGCUUAAUGCGACACCGUUUUGGGGAUUCCUUCCUAACCCUGUCAGAUCACCUAGAUUGUCCAAAUUUCUUUCAUGGUCUGGGACGUUUCCCCUACCUUCAAAUGUGAGAAGGCUAACUCAGUUGGUAUGGGAGAAGAUCAGUGACCCCAGUAGCAUACAGGAAGUACUAAAACAAGUCUAUGCUGAUCAUUCAAUAAAUGUUGACAAAGUAUUUUCCCAUAUAAUUGAAAUAACACAACAUCCUGCAGCCGCUGCUUCUUUUGCCUCCAUUAUGUUUGCUCCUAGGGGGCAGUUAUCCUUCCAGGAAGCCUUGUCCAGGUGCCAAGUGGAAGGUGUUCCGAUCUGUCUUAUGUACGGUAGAGAAGACCCUUGGGUUAGGCCUAUUUGGGGCUUUCAAGUGAAACGACAGUUGCCUGAGGUACCUUAUUACGAGAUUAGUCCAGCAGGUCACUGCCCACAUGAUGAGGUUCCCGAGGUUGACCAUCAGUGGCAUUUGUCAUAAUUCUAUUUCUUCCAUGGACCCUACUUGGCUAUCAUAUUUGCUGUAUGGCUGAACCUAUAUUGACGCAUAAACAUAUGUUAACACCAAUUGUCUGGAUUAAGCUUGUUGCUUCACUUUCUGUAAUGUGAACUGUCAACUGAAGAAUGUAGAUUUGUGCAGGUUUUAUAGGAGUGUAAUCUUAAGUUGAAAUAUUAUCGCUGUACUUCCAAUAUCCAGGGUGCUCAUAAGGAAGAAAUAUCUUCCUUCUGAAUUGCAAACAAUUAUCGAAAUAUCUUAAUGUAAAUCAUCCCAAAUUAGUUUCA